AUGAGAUCUCCUGGAUUGGUGAAGCUAGGUCUUGCUGUAAUGGAGAAGCUGUCAACGCUUCUGUUGAGUGCAGCCACUAGCUCUGAUAAACAACACCAUCUAGCUUCUUGUGUGAUUGAAUUCAAGUUACUUGCGACUCCGAAUGGCCAAAAAGGACGAGAGAUGUUUUCGCAGUAUAUUCACUGCGCCCUUGAGAGGCUGGCCACUUGCAUUCGACAAUACUAUCCUAGUGUCUUUGGCACGGCCUAUAUCAUCAACCCCUGUGAUGAUUAUCUCGCAAACCUUGAUAUCUACGAGGCUCUUUUGAAAGAUACGGUACUUUUGAAUGACCCAGAAGACCUUCAUAAAUACCUUGGCUCGCAAAUUCCGUCCCGAUAUGGUGGCUCAGUGGAGUUUUCCGCGGAGUUAGACUUUCUUCGAGAUCCCUGUGGUGGGGCAGAUCCAAAAAGCAUUCUGAGUCUGGAAUUGCUAGAUAUCCUUGCAGGCGAGGAAAAUGACAUGGAGACCACCAGGACGGAGAACGUAAGGGAGAAAGAGAGUCAAAUGACUCCGGCAAUGAGCACUCCCUGCACUGGCUCCGAAGAGCCAGAUAUUGAGCAAAGUCAACUUCGCUUGAUAUUUUCAGAAGUGAUUGGGCCUCCGUCUUUCGUGCUUGACCCCGUCGAUCUUCAGAAAGCAGAAGAUCUUUGCCGUGGCAAAAUGGGAGCCCGGGUUGUGUUUGCAGAUUCAGACAUGGUUGUCAAGUUUGGCCAUGGUUUGGGCCUAGGAGAAGCCGAAGCGAUGCAUCUGGCAUCUACACGCACGAGCAUAGCAGUACCGAAACUCAUCAAUGCAUAUAUCCUUGAUGGCGUUGGAUACAUUGUUAUGUCGUACGAGGCGGGUGAGCCGCUUGAGCAAUAUUUGGACCGCGUACCCAAGUGUGACCAAGAUCGCACAGUACAGCAGCUUCGGGACUACGUGAGCCAAAUGCGAAAUAUCACAGGGGAUUUCAUUGGUGGAGUCGACGGAUCACCCUGUCGAGACGGCAUUUUCGAGGCCGGUUUGGGCGAUUACACCAAAUACAGCUACGGUCCAUAUCCCAACGAAGCAAGCUUCAACGAAGGCCUUGUGCAAGCAUUGCAAGAUCGACUGCCAAAGGAAUUCGUCAGAAAGGAGCAAGAGAAAGGCCUGGAAUCGAUGUUUUUCAAUUCAGAAUACAUGCUUUACCAGACUGUUCGUACCCUCAAAAACCACAAGAUCGUGUUUACACAUGGGGAUCUGCACACUGGCAAUAUCAUUGUUCGGGCCGAUGGCACUGUUGUGUUGUUAGAUUGGGGCCUCGCUGGAUUUUGGCCGGAAUAUUGGGAGUUUUACAGGGCCAUGCAUUGUUACCACUGGAGAGCCCCGUGGACUCGCACGGUGGAAGAGUUUAUUCCACCAUUUUAUCUCGAGUACAGCCUAAUCAGAAGGGUAUUUGCAACGGUGUGGAACUAG
Penicillium brevicompactum is the source of this 1473-nucleotide messenger RNA. RefSeq names its product kinase-like domain-containing protein. The coding region runs from base 1 to 1473 and encodes 490 amino acids. The transcript has a single exon. The record is from RefSeq and is a predicted model, not a curated record. NCBI's taxonomy places the organism in Eukaryota, Fungi, Ascomycota, Eurotiomycetes, Eurotiales, Aspergillaceae.